This is a messenger RNA of Fundulus heteroclitus (mummichog), 6795 nucleotides long. Its product is annotated as seizure 6-like protein. Gene Ontology annotation, cellular component: endoplasmic reticulum; neuronal cell body. The coding region runs from base 271 to 3084 and encodes 937 amino acids. The record is from RefSeq and is a predicted model, not a curated record. Gene Ontology annotation, biological process: synapse maturation. NCBI's taxonomy places the organism in Eukaryota, Metazoa, Chordata, Actinopteri, Cyprinodontiformes, Fundulidae. The transcript is spliced from 17 exons.
AGGCGGACGGACGGAAGGAGGGAGGCUGCUGGUGACUGGGAAUGUGAGAGAGGACAACAGAGGAGGACCGAUCGGAGGCAGAAAGCGGGAGGCGCUGCUCGCAGUCAGGAGGAUGCUGCUGUGACAUGCGAAGCUUUUCCGACGCCACCGGCUCUACCUGAACGCCUGCCCGCAGAUCAGACAGCUCACACACCGGGAGCUCGCGUUUCCCUCCCCCCUCCCCGCAGUCUCUCCGCGCUGUCGCUCUCUCCUGGACCGGCUUCUGUCGCCAUGCCGCCGGCCGUCCGCUCGGUCCGACUCCGCGGCACCUUGCCUGCGGUUCUCUGGAUGUGGCUGCUGUGGAGCAGCGUCUCGGCAGGAGAUAAAGAAGUCGCCACAGUCCCCCCCUCUAUUCAGUCUCCAGUGGUGACAACGGGUGGCACAAAGGAAGGCAGCACAAAAGGCAAAACUUCCAGUCUCGCAGCAGGAGGUUUACUACACUCAGUGCUGGCCCAAAAAGGACGUCUCAUGUCCAAGAAAGGGGAGAUUGUCCCCUCUGCACUGCCCCAAAAUCUGCUCCCUCUCCUGGGCAGAGGGCUCAGUGUCAAUUCCUUCCAUGGAAGUAACCCCCAGGAGCAUCAAAGUGAGGGAUUACCAACAAAAGUAAAGUCCCCAGAAUCCGCUGCGGCGUCGGACCAGGGCAGCCGUCCAAGCCAGCCUCCUUCCAUUGACACACACUCUCAGCUGCCUCACACACGGACACACACGCCUGAGCCAGACACUGACGUGCCCACCAUAGGCCCUGCACUGGACGUGGACGUGGACACAGAAACACCCUCAGCAGCCGCAUCCAGCUGCAUGGUAAAUUUCUCAGACCCAGAGGGAUACAUAGACUCCUCUGACAACCCACCUCUGCCUGAUGGCCUCUUCCUGCACUGCACCUACACUGUGACCGUGUACACUGGCUACGGAGUUGAACUGCAGGUGAAGAAUGUGAAUCUGUCAGACAGCGAGCAGCUGUCCAUCAGAGGUGUAGAUGAACACGGUGCCAUGCUGGUUCUGGCCAACCACACACUGCUGGUGGAAGGUCAGGUGAUCCGCAGUCCCACCAACUCUCUGUCCGUCUACUACCGCUCUGCGCUGGAGGGAAGCAUGGGCCUCUUUCAGCUGCACUAUCAGAUCUUCAGGCUGAGUUGUUCUCUGCCAAAGAGACCUCACUUUGGGGAGGUGUCAGUGCUGGAUCUGCUCCCUGGAGGCGUGGCGCGCUUUCACUGCCACAUGGGUUAUCACCUGCGGGGGGAAUCCCAGCUCACCUGCAUCAAUGCCUCGCUGCCAGUUUGGAGCGGCAAGGAGCCAAUCUGUAGGGCUCUUUGUGGAGGCACAGUAAAGAAUGCAACAGUAGGGCGGGUGCUGUCCCCAUCCUCCCACCAUGGGCAAAAUGCCACUUUGGACCGUUCCUGCUCCUGGUCCCUGGAGGCACCAAAGGACCAAAGACUGCAUCUGCACCUGGAGAGACUGGCCCUAGGACCAACUGACAGGCUCGUGUUGUGGAGUGGCCUGGAUGCCGGCUCUGUGGUGCUGUUCGAUUCAGGGCGAGGCGGACAGAUCCCCUUUGAGGGGGUAAUCAGUGAAGGCCCAGCUGUAAGGGUCCAGUUCAUCACGGAUCAGCCCAACCAUGAGACAGGGUUUAACAUCCGCUAUGAAGCUUUUGAGCGCGGCCACUGCUAUGAGCCAUACCUCCAGAAUGGCAACUUCACAACAUCGGACCCCUUGUAUGGCGUCGGAGCAGUCGUUCAAUUCACUUGUGACCCGGGUCAUUCUUUAGAACAAGGCCCUCCAGUAAUUGAGUGCAUAAGUGCCAGAGACCCGUACUGGAACGACACUGAGCCUAUCUGCAAAGCCCAGUGUGGCGGGGACCUGACCGGUCCAGGAGGAGUGAUCCUGUCCCCAAACUGGCCUGAGUGGUAUGGAGAAGGAGAGGACUGCAGCUGGAGGAUACACGUUGGCGAAGACAAACGAGUGCUGCUUGAUGUUCAGCUGCUAAACAUCAGCGACAGCGACAUGUUGACCUUCACUGAUGGUGAUGAGGUCACGACUCGGAUUCUGGGGCGUUAUGUUGGAGGCAGUAGUCCCUUCAAACUCUCCUCCAGCACACCAGACCUGACCGUCACCUUUCACUCUGACCCUGCAGGGCUUGUCUUUGGAAAGGGGGAAGGUUUCAUCAUCAAUUACAUGGAGGUGUCCCGAAAUGACUCCUGUCCUGACCUCCCGGAGAUCCAGAAUGGCUGGAAGACGACUUCACACGUGGCACUGGUGCGAGGGGCUCGAAUCACCUACCAGUGCGAUCCCGGCUAUGACCUGGUGGGACGGGAGACCCUCACCUGUCAGCUGGACCUCUCUUGGAGCUUUCAGCCCCCCUUCUGUGAAAAAAUCAUGUACUGUUCAGACCCAGGCCAUGUAGAGCACUCCACCAGAACUCUGUCUGAUCCGAAGCUGCUAGUUGGCACAACCAUUCAGUACAGCUGCAACCCUGGCUUCGUCAUGCAGGGCGGCGCUACGAUCUCGUGUUACGGCCGUGAGCCAGGGACGCCUGUGUGGACGUCUCGCCUUCCCCACUGUGUAUCUGAGGAUUCCGUUUCCUGUGAGAACCCUGGUCUCCCUGAUAACGGCUACCAGAUCCUGUCCAAGCGGCUGUACUUGCCCGGCGAGUCCCUCACAUUUGUUUGUUACCAAGGUUAUGAGCUCAUAGGAGAGAUGGCCAUUAAAUGCAUCCUUGGGAACCCUUCUUUUUGGAGCGGCCCUCUUCCACUUUGCCGUGCCGACCAUGACUGCUUUGGCAACCAUGCUUUGGAAGUUGCAGAGGCGACUGCAGGCUCCCCUCUGGAUGGAGGAAGCAUAGCGCUGGCCAUCUUCAUCCUGGUUCUGCUGCUGUCCGUGUUGCUCGGAGGGGCCUACAUCUAUGUCACAAGAUGCAGAUAUCACACCAACCUAAGGCUGCCUCUUAUCUACCCCCACCCGUACCGACAGAUCACUGUGGAGACAGAAUUUGACAACCCGCUUUAUGAGACAGGACAGGACACUCGUGAAUAUGAAGUAUCGAUAUGAGACAUUUCUAAAGACACUUCUGAACCGACCACCCAGUGCUGACACCGCAUCUUCCCUCCCUGACCCUUUCUACCCAGGAGGAGGCCAUGUAAAUACAAAUAAUGAUGUCCAGCCCCUCCCUGCUACAAGACACAGUUACUCAUCUUGUUCUCCCCUUCUUUGAUGUGGUAGCUUUCGUAGACAUAAUGGGAAACUGAAGAGGAAGCAAGGAGAUAUUAAUGCUAGUCAGCGACGCAUCAGUGGGAGAUGAUGUGGACAGUAAUGAAGGAAGACGUCGGGGACAGGACACUGCGGGAUGAAUGUGAAAUUAGGUGGUGAAAACAUGUUCUUUUUGGAGAAUCCUAGAAACAAAAUUGCAAAUGGAAGCCCAUUUGUAAUACAGCUACUGUCAGAUUAUUUUCCUGUAGAGGCCAAUUCAUGUAUUUUGUUUGUUUCUGGAAGAGUUGAACAUUUCCGCGUUAAAUCCUAUGAGAUGUUUGCAUGCAAGAGGUCAACAAAAAAACAAUCGAGAUUUUGUUUACAUUCUAAAUAUGGGAGAGAAAUGUGUAUUUUUGGAAAAUCUGCAACAGAUCCAAUUGAAAUGUAAAUAUUACAAGCAAGCUGAAGCUGAUAAGAUGCUGCUGGAGUCCAUUGCACUAUGAUUACCAGACUAUAGGGGGCUCUGUUGCAUUGUCAAAUGUUAAAUGAUAGAUUUGCCAUUCUGAAAUCUCAAUUGAAAAGGAAGAAUGUUUUGUUGGAACAUCACGUCGGUUUCAGUGGUCAGAUUGCAAACAAAGUGAAAUGUGACACGCAUCACAUGUCGCUAUGCCAUGUACACAUCUGCACGGAUAAACACUUUCCCAUAGUGGCACACUAACUGCUUGGGCUGAUUAAGUCAGCAGAUGAUUAACCGGCAACUGGGGGGAACUUACUGAACAUCAAACUUUAACGCUCAGUUAUUUUUUCAAUAUGUUCAAACCACUUUACUGUCUUUUUUAUAGAUUGAAUUGGCUGACCAGAGAACAAUGGUGCAAUACAGACAUUUAAGAUGCAUUUAAGACACUCUGUUUUACCUCUUAUGAAUGCUUUGUCAUUGUUUAAAAAAAGAGGAAUCGACUAAAACCCACUGCUGUGGAGAAAUUACUAUUUUUGGAUAAAAUUGCCUAGAAAGUCACACAAGUACAUCCAAUAUACACCAAACUGUAUCACAUUUAAGUAAAUCAAAUUACAUCAUCAUAUAUUACAUUGGUAUGAAUAACUUGCCCACUUAAAUAUUUCUUCUUUAUUUAGCUUUUUUUCCCACUCUUAAUAUGAUUAAACAGAUUAUAAUGGUAAAGAAAGAUAACCAUGGUGAAAACAAAUAGCUGUUUUCAAAUACUGAUAUUAUUUAUUAAGAUACUGCCAGAUCUGCAGACUAAAAGGAAUCGUUUAAACAGUGCUUGCUUGACAACGUGAAGUAGGAUAAAAUAUCUGAAAGAAACAAAGUGAACAAUAUGGAUCAGUCUAGAGAUUGUUUCAAAGCCAUUCUAAGGAUUUGAGAGCGGUGAGCCUUCUUAGGCAUGGCCAGCCUAUCAAAAUGACCCUAUGGCUUACUGAGGAUACCUACUAAGUCACGAGUCCCGAGAGGAAAGAGCACGGACAAACAAGCAAAGAGAAAACAGAUCAAAUAAACGCUGUGACGAUCCCCAAGAGUUUUGUGAGAAUAUUAUGUGAACUGACAAAACAAAAGUGAGAUUUUUUUUGGAAGGUGUGGAUCUGGAUGCUUCUGGCUCUAACCUAACACUUGUAUUACAACUACUACAGGACAUUUCAGAAAAUGAAUGCCAUCAUGGUGGUGCUAGUGGGAUUAUCUGGCACUACUGUGCUGCUGCAGGACCUGGACAACAUGCUGUAAUUGAUGGAACCAUGAAUUCUGCUCCCCUCCAGAAAAUCCUGAAAGAGAAUGUCUGGCCAUCAAUUUGUUACCUUAAGGGCAAGAUCACUGGGAUGAAGAAGCAUGGCAAUGAUCCAAUGUACACCUGAAAGUCCACUUCUGACUGGUAAAAUAAAUAGAGAUUAAUAAUAAAAAAAAUCUAAUCAAAGGUUUUUAAGAGACAGAGUCAAAGUCUGGACUUAAAUCCAUUGGAGUUACAGUGGAAUGACCUUUUUUUUUAAAAGCCCUCCAACAUGGCUAAAUGAAAGCAGUCCUGCAAGGAAGAAUAGGUUGUUGUAAGCACUUUUUGUCAGUUGUGGCCAGAAGGUCUGGUACAACUAGUUAUUAGUUUUAUGGAACAAUUUUUUUUCCCACAGAGGGCCAGUUUAGUUUUUAUGACUUUCUUCCCUAAAUCAAUGAAAUAUUUAAAAACUGCUUUUUCUAUUUACUCAGGUCACCGUAGUCUGACAUUUUUGCUUGAUCUUCGGAAACAUUAAUUGGGACACCAAAACAGUAAAACUAAAAAGCAAAAGACUUUUCAACAGCACAAGAACUAUGUGUGGGGUGAAAACCAUCAAGUCUUGUGGCUUUUAUCGAGUCUGUAUGUCUUUUAUGAUUUCACCCCAAGGUGUUGCAUGGUGAAGGAGAUAAAGAAUUCAUCGUGUGUAAAUGCUUAAGGAAAGAAUAAGUUAUUUUGUCCCUGUGUCAUCAGCAUUGAUAAACAGCAGGUCCUCUUCCACAUGAGGCACUCAGGUGAAUAAAUAUUCAUCAGUGCAGACAUGGCACCUGCAUAGCAAAUGAUGGGGUGAAGUAGCACUAGUCAUUUGUUACAGCAUUAGCGCAUCAUUUACCUGCAUCCUGUAGCAGGUGAGCGUUUGUGUGGUACAUUGUGUCUCAUGUCUGAAAAUGCAUACCGUCCCAGUUUAGCUGUAGCACCCAUUGCAUAUGUUAGAGUAUUUAAUGGCCAGGGAAGUGAUACUGGAGAGGAAGUUACUUAAAGCAGGGAAAUUUAGAAAAGCAAGGAAGAUUUGGGAAGAACAGGGUUAAUAAAAUCCGAAAAGGAAAAAUAAACCAACCCCUUAGCAUCUUGUUUGAUCAAAUGGUGGAAUAUGAAUGCAGGAGAGGUAUCUUUUUUUUCUAUGAUUGUAUGUUCUCUGUUUUGUGUGGUAGUGACUGGGUUAUAAGGGAUGGGUGAUGAAAAACAUGUCCAUUAAGUCUGGUUUUACUGGACCUAAUCACAUUUGAACAUGUAUUAAGGUCACUUUUACCUUUCAUUUAUUGAGAUGCUGUUAACUAUUACAGCUCACCGAUAACUCAUGAAAACGGUAGAGUCAUGUUCUCUUCUCACUAAGAAGGAAGCAAAAUGUAGCUUCUUGUAUGUUUUUUUUUAAUCCGGUCAGCAUGAAACAGAAAGUCUCCUGUCCCCAGAUGUCCUCCUGCUUGCAGUCCCCUCAAACACCUUUUACUGCAGCUGAGGUGAAAAUGUAUUGAAAAUCUGAUGGUUAAGGGCUCUCGUCUUCUUCCUUCUUCCUCAUGCAGCUGGAUUAGUGAGCGUGGCCGGGAAUGAACUCGUCUGGAGAGGCUGAGGGUUGGAGAGCGAGAGACUAAACAGGCAUCAUUGCAGAUGUGAAUUGCGUAGCUGUAGUUAAUUGAUCAAUAUUAAAGUGCAACUCAAACAAUCCCAGAAGAAGAUGUAUUUAUUUUGAUGUACUGUAAAUGUGAUGUUUUAUGCUGAAUAAUAAAUGUACAUUUUCAAUAUGAUUGGACAAAUAUCAGUUUACUUAUAUAAGUAAACCUUGAAUAAAAAAGUGUGAAAGAUA